Messenger RNA from Postia placenta MAD-698-R-SB12, 285 nucleotides. RefSeq lists its product as hypothetical. The record is from RefSeq and is a predicted model, not a curated record. The annotation marks the transcript as partial. Lineage: Eukaryota; Fungi; Basidiomycota; Agaricomycetes; Polyporales; Adustoporiaceae. The transcript is spliced from 2 exons.
GUAGUCGACUUUGGGAACAUCCCAUUCGCACUUUUCAGGCUUCAGGAACAGAUCGUUCUCCUGAAGGCGGCGAGAACCUCGCAUGAGGAUGUCAUCCAGGUAUACGAGGACUUUGCCACCGAUGAUGAGAUCAUGGAAGAUCUCGUUCAUCAUUGCCUGGAAAGUUGCGGGAGAAUUGGUGAGGCCGAAGAACAUUACCAGGGGUUCGUACAGUCCCCGGUUAGUCACGAAGGCCGCUUUCCAUUCAUCACCGGCCUUGAUCUGGACAUUGUUGUAUCCCCAUUG